Molecule: messenger RNA, 3712 nt
Organism: Macroventuria anomochaeta
Lineage: Eukaryota; Fungi; Ascomycota; Dothideomycetes; Pleosporales; Didymellaceae
Product: ubiquitin-protein ligase E3A
Exons: 4
Coding region: 56-3571 (1171 amino acids)
Molecular function (GO): ubiquitin-protein transferase activity
Source: RefSeq, a predicted model, not a curated record
CAUCAUCAUUGCUGCAGCAUACAUAUACAUAAUACCCCUACGUUCGCUCUAUGGUAUGACCACGUCGGAAGGAGGGCCUCGACGCCCUCGAGAUGAAUCAAAUGCAUCCUCCAGCGCAGGCACUAUGCCGUCUGAUGUACGGACAAACGGUCAAAGACGCUCAUCACCAGCACUGGAGCGCUGCCUCAGCAACGUGAUCGACGUGCAAGACCCCACUCGAAUAAUAGAAUGCUCGCAGUUGGAAAGGCAGCGCAAGUUCCAGUACCUCGUGCGCCGGUACCUGUCACAGAUCUUAUACGGCUGUAAGAGCGCCUAUUGUGAUACCUCGACAUGUCUCUCACGCAACAAGCGCUGUGCCUCCAAGCCCUACCGACCGCCGACGCAGCUUACCGCACGAGCACUAGCCCACUACCUUGCCAGUCAAAGCAAUCCCCACCGCGGACUGUGCCCGCAUGAGCUCAAAGUGUCCCCAAGCUCUCUUGAGAUUGAGGGUGCUGUUGACCUGAACACUGCAAAUGGAACAGUUGAAGAUAAGGACCAUGCACGACGGGUUCAAGCACGCAGGGUGCAGCAUGCUGUGGCACGCGCCAUCGACAGUCAACAUCAGACUAAGAAGGAUACUAAGUCAAUCGGGCAGAACGUCUAUGACAGUGCCUCGCUGAUAUAUUCGUACUCGAAGCUGUUACCGAGCCCUCUGCAGGCGCUUGACGCAUUGCGCGCCUCCAAUGAUGAAACACGACAAGGCCACCGCACAUGCAGAGCAAAUGAAUCAGACGUCACAGCACGUGCAAACGGGACAUCAAGCAUCGCUCGCCAACAUUCACAACAAAACCUCCGUGCGCAGAGUCAGGCACAUGCUGCUCGGGAUCAGCCUCAAGUGCUCAGCAAUGGGCAGCAAGUUCAUAAAGUGCCAUACCAUCUGCCCGCCGUCGCAGAUCAAGUCCAAGUCACGAAGAACACAAGCAACACAUCAAUCGACAGCACAGUCGACAUACCGAAGAUGUCAAUAACGAGGACUGGCAGGAAGUCAUUCACCCUCGGCGGCUCGAUCAUGCCACCCAUGCCGAAAUCGAAGGCUCCGCCAGUACUACCGCCACCUCAUCAGAAGGCCACAAAGCCAAAGCAAACUGAUCGUCUGGCCAUACCAACCGCCGCAAACCUGAGUUGCGAUGUGCUUGAUCGGCUGAAAGAUGAAACCCACCGCGGAAGGCAGGACCAGGAGUCAGCAACCGACACUGCUUUUGAGCAUGAUACAUCUCGGCGACUUUCACCUACCAAAGCCUUUAUCGACCGCUCGCUGUUCUAUACUCUGAGUGAUGCAGAGACAUUGUUACAAUCGUUUCAUGACUCAAACAAGGCCUUCGAACGUUCGCCGCUGCCACAUCUGGACUCUUCGCGCCUUGCACACUCUUUCAGAGACUGGAGUCGGCGUAAUGUAACGUUGAUAUUUGACAGCCUUUCUGUUGCCGUCGAGGCUCUCUUCAUCCGUCCACCAGCACUCGACGCACACGUUGCCGCCAAAAGCAAGCCUACCCAUAGCGGUACUUCGGCAGAUGGUUCCACUGGCAAGCAUGAGCCUACAAAUCACCCUCGCUAUCUCAGUAACCAUGAAGCCGCUCACAUCGCGAUGAUAUGUAUUCAUGCCCUGACUUCUUCCGUACCUGUCGGCUGGUCACAUUCAUGGGCACAAUUGCGCAACCUACGUUCUUGGGGCGUUGUAAUUCCAGUCGCGACUGCAGACACUGAUAACUUCCUCGACCCAUACAUUAAUAUCGUUGAUGCAUUGGAGUAUGAGCCGGCCAUGAGGCUUGCUGAUCGCCUGCUUCGAGGCAUCGGUGCUCGAAUCUGUUUUGAACACAUACUUCUCGCAAUGCAGACGGAUGCAACAGCAGUAGAAUCUGGGUCCAUUGCCUGGAAAGACAGCUUGAUAAGUAUACUGGUUCGGCAUCUUGAAGUUGUCGAGCAUGUUGCACUUGACAGCAAGCGCAAGAUGAAGUCAAUCAGUACGACAAACAAGGAACCUGGAUGGACGGUAACGGCUACGCUCAUCGAGUGGCUAAAGACAAUCAUCAUCAAGAAUUGGAACGGUAAGGUUGAGGUGAACAAAUGGUCCAGUGUUGGAACAGCGGUGAUGCUGCUUCAUGAGCUACACGACCAACAGCGCCAGCUCAACGUAUGGUCUCGAAUGUUCAGGAUACCAUAUCUUCACGAACAUAUGAACGCCGUCAACGAUCCAGUCGACUACCUUGGUUGGAAACUACAGCCUAACGUGUUGCACAUCUUGCAGUAUCCUGAGUUUCAUCCAACAGACUACCUUGUCAAGUUCUUUCGAGUCAUCAAUCUCACCAGCAUGAUGGCUCAGUACGAUCACACACAGCACACACAGCAGAUGUUGCGACAGCUUGACUCAAUCCUGCGCGAGCCAUACCUGUACAUGAUUAAGCAUCGGCUGAAAGUUACGUUGAACGACUAUCUUGUUCUGGACGUCACUCGAGAGCAGCCUCUGAAGGAUACACUUGAUCAGCUUUGGAGACAAGAGAGAAAGAUGUUGCUCAAGCCUCUGAAGGUCAAGCUUGGUCAUCAGGAGGGCGAAGUUGGCCUGGACCAUGGCGGUGUUACGUACGAAUUCUUUCGUGUCGUGCUGGGCGAGGCGUUUGCGCCGGACUAUGGUAUGUUCACGAUCGACUCAAAGACCCAGAUGACAUGGUUCCAGCCCGGCACUCUCGAACCUCUCUGGAAAUUCAAGAUGCUCGGUGUACUGUUCAGCCUUGCGAUCUACAACGGCAUCACCUUACCCGUCACCUUCCCCUUAGCCUUCUACAAUCUGAUGCUUAACUCACGCUUCAAGUUCAUCGAUGACCAUACUAGCAUCGACUACAUUCGCGAUGGCUGGCCCGACCUCGCCAAAUCCUUCGAGACCCUCCUUGACUGGAAGGGCAGCGACGUAGCAGACAUCUUCAUGCGCGACUACGCUUUCAGCUACGAGGUCUUUGGCCAGAAAGUUGAUAUUGACAUGACCAAGCGAGACGAUGAAAACUCAUCACCCGGCGAGGCACAAAUAGUCACCAACGAGAACCGCGGCACCUUUGUCAGAGACUACGUUACACACCUCAUCCUGCACUCCAUCCGCCCUCAACUCAAAGCGUUCAAAAAGGGCUUUAACGCCUGUCUCAAUCCACGCAGUCUUGAGCUGUUCACGCCCAAAACUCUCAAGAAACUGGUCGAAGGCACGCAGACUAUCUCAAUCCCCGAACUGCGCGCUUGUGCAACGUACGAAGACUACGACGCCACGCAUCCUACAGUGAGGAUGUUCUGGGAGAUUGUGCAAGAAUACUCGCAAGAGGAUGCGACACACCUGUUGGAGUUCGUCACGGCGAGUGACAGAGUGCCGGUCACAGGCUACAAGAGUCUCACGUUCAACAUCGUGCGCAUGGGGAAUGAUUCAGCGCAGCUGCCUACCAGUAGUACCUGCUUUGGAAAGCUGUACCUGCCUGAGUACAGGGACAAGGAGAAGAUGAGGAGGAAGCUGGAGUUGGCGAUACAAAAUGCGAAGGGCUUUGGUGUCGUGUGAGCUGGCUGUCAAGAGCUGUCGAGGGUCCUGGACCCUGCGAUGUCAGGACACCCAUUUGGCAAAGCGUACGGAUGGCGCCGCUAACGGAGGACCUAGGCUGUGAAGUGGAACUUUAAGAGUAGAAACUAGGUCUCGAUAAUU